AUGGCGGCGCCGACCCCGGGAGCUGGAGGAGCCUCGGGCGGCGCUUGCUGUAGCAGCGCGGGCGCCGGCGCGGGCUCGGGAUCUGGGGCUGCGGGGAUCGGGGGCCGGCUGCCCAGCCGGGUGUUGGAGUUGGUGUUUUCCUACCUGGAGCUGUCCGAACUGCGGAGCUGCGCCCUGGUAUGCAAGCACUGGUACCGCUGCCUGCACGGCGAUGAAAACAGCGAGGUGUGGCGGAGCCUGUGUGCCCGCAGCCUGGCCGAAGAGGCUUUGCGCACGGACAUUCUCUGCAACCUGCCCAGCUACAAGGCCAAGGUACGUGCUUUCCAACAUGCCUUCAGCACUAAUGACUGCUCCAGGAAUGUCUACAUUAAGAAGAAUGGCUUUACUUUACAUCGAAACCCCAUUGCACAGAGCACUGAUGGUGCAAGGACCAAGAUUGGUUUCAGUGAGGGCCGCCAUGCGUGGGAAGUAUGGUGGGAAGGCCCUCUGGGCACUGUGGCAGUGAUUGGAAUCGCCACAAAGCGGGCCCCCAUGCAGUGCCAGGGUUAUGUGGCAUUGUUGGGCAGCGAUGACCAAAGCUGGGGCUGGAAUCUGGUGGACAAUAAUCUACUACAUAAUGGGGAAGUCAAUGGCAGUUUUCCUCAGUGCAACAAUGCACCAAAGUAUCAGAUAGGAGAAAGAAUUCGAGUCAUCUUGGACAUGGAAGAUAAGACUUUAGCUUUUGAACGUGGAUAUGAGUUCCUGGGGGUUGCCUUUAGAGGACUUCCAAAGGCCUGCUUAUAUCCAGCAGUGUCUGCUGUGUAUGGCAACACAGAAGUGACUUUGGUUUACCUUGGAAAACCUUUGGAUGGAUGA
This is a messenger RNA of Orycteropus afer afer, 855 nucleotides long. RefSeq names its product F-box protein 45 (gene FBXO45). Gene Ontology annotation, cellular component: SCF ubiquitin ligase complex; synapse. Gene Ontology annotation, molecular function: protein binding. Lineage: Eukaryota; Metazoa; Chordata; Mammalia; Tubulidentata; Orycteropodidae. The transcript has 3 exons. The coding region runs from base 1 to 855 and encodes 284 amino acids. Gene Ontology annotation, biological process: synapse assembly involved in innervation; proteasome-mediated ubiquitin-dependent protein catabolic process. The record is from RefSeq and is a predicted model, not a curated record.